CCAACGGCAAAAGCUCCUGUAUUAUACAAUAUUUCUACGUGAAACGGGGAAAAGCUGGCGAAAAGGUAUUAGACUACCUGAACCGAACUCAGUCAGUGUUCUGUCGAAGCACCGAACUAAAGACGUUUGUCGGACUCUCAGAUUUGGAGACUGAAGAAUGUUUCUGCUUGUCAUGAUUUAUCUUCAUCCGCUUGACCGGUUUUCACAUCCUGUCUUUCUUCUCUACGUGUGGCGACUCAAGUAAGAAAACCUUCCGAUAGGAAACCUCGCUUCAGCUCCUCCAGCAUGUUUGAACAGAUUUUGGUCAGGGGUGGGUUGGCUUAGCUUCUUCAUGAAGAAUCUACAGUACGAACAUGGCUUGUUCAGUUCAGUGUGCCCAAGAUUAUGUUAGUGAUGCCCGGAUACACCUGAUUGAACAGCUGAAGAACUUGCCUCUUAUUAUUGAAAAACUUUACCAGAAGAAGGUUUUGAACAACACUGAAGUUAGUGACCUUGAGGCCAUACCUGAAAAAUGCAGAAAAAGCAGAAAGAUAUUGGACUGGAUCACGAACAAGGGGAAGGAUGCCUGCUAUGAGUUUCUAAGGAUACUGGAUCUUGAGAGGAAAUCUGUCUUGCCUCCUGAACUACACAUCUGGAUCAGCCACUUCUCCUUUGGGGAGGAGUCAGAUGACCGUAAUGGACCCACCUCAUGUCAUGAGUUUUGGACCCUUUUAAAGACAAAAGCAAAACAAAUUCUAGAUCAGCAAUGGAAACAGAGCAAUCAUUUCUUUGGAGGGAAUGCCAAACAAAAAUUUACUUACAUUCCUCUUGUGUUGGAUACAAACACAGAAAAGAACAAACCACAUAACAAAAUCAUUCACAAAAGCAAGAAAUCUAAGAAACCCCGGGGGAAAAAGCUGAGAUCCUACAUACCUAAGGACACAUGCAGAUAUUCCCCUGAAGAUCUGCUUAAUAGCCAGGAGAAAAGCAUCCUAUUAGUAGGAAAACCUGGAAUUGGGAAGACAACAGCUGUUAAGCAAAUGCUCUAUUUCUGGGCAGAGAGGCAUGAUGAUAACCUUGACUUCAUGUUUUAUUUUGAUAAGAACAUGCUGAUGAAUAUCCCAACCACUUCUAACCUGCAAAGUCUGCUUUUGGAUAGUUUGAUAAUGUCAAAUGCAGAUCUGAGGCAAAAGGCUGAAGAAAUUACUCAGUAUCUUGAAGACUACUCUGAAAAAGUCACUAUUAUUUUUGAUGGGAUCAGUGACUUUCAUGACAACUCCACUUUACUGAGGAUUAUACAUCAUGAACUUCUGCCUGAAGCUAAGAUUUUGGUAACAUGCAGGCCAGAAACAGAGGAUGAUGACUUCUUUGACUGGCCAACAUGCAAAGUAUAUGUGCAAGGCUUCAAUGAAGAGUCCAUUUAUACUUACUUAACCCAAAUGCCAGAUCAGGAUCCAGAAUUGGUCAAUAGUGUGGUAGACAAUCCAGCACUGUUCAGUCUCUGCCACGUCCCAAUGUAUGCUUUCAUGGUGUCAGCCUGCUUUUCCUACUAUACAUCUGAAGGUGCUCAUAAACAAUGCACAGCUACUGAGUUGUAUAUACGAAUUUUUCGUCAUUGCAUUCAGAGGCAUGGAAAGAAGAAACUGGGGCAAUUAGAUGCACAUAUUAAAGGCUGCAAGGACACAAUCUUGCUUUUGGCAGAGAGCGCAUUCAGUGCAACCAAGCUAAAGACUAUCAACCUGGAAUUUGAUUACAGUGACAGUUGCAUUGCUGGUGUUUUUCUGAGAUCAGUGUCAGUUGUGUCACCAGCAUUUGCCAGGACAUUCUGUUCAUUUCUUCACAACACAAUACAGGAGUUCUUCUCUGCCCUGUGGCUUCUGGAAAAACCCCAAAAACUUGAUGAAGUACUCCAGCUUUGUCAGACUGAAGAGAGUAAGCACAUGAAAUAUGUGAUUCCUUUUCUGUGUGGGCUUUUAUCAGAAACCAACAUCCCUCUUCUAAAGUGCCUCUUCCCACCCAACCAGCUGAAAGGAACCUUUGAUGGGUUCUUUGAGAAAGUCUUGAACACAUUUCUACAUGAUGAACCAGAUGAAGAGUAUUCUGUUGAUGCUGUCUUCCUCUGUCAGUGCCUAAAUGAAUUUCAGUCCUCUGAAGCUUGUCUCCGGUUCCUGGAGAGAGUAGACUAUAGUUUAGAUUUGAGUGAAGAACAUCUUGACCCUCAUCAGUGCUGUGCUGUGUCCUUUGUGAUCAGCCAAUCCAGAGACAAACCAGUUCACCUUAAUUUGGAGAACAGUGUUGUGUCUUUUUCAGGGCUGAAGACGAUUCUCAGACAUUCACAAAACCUCAGGGAUUUGUCAACGACUCUCUGCCAAGUGUGGACAACCUCUCUGAAAUGUGAGCAGCAGAGUUAUUUAAUAAACCUCCUUCUUUUGUGUGGAAAUGAAAUUUACCUCCCAAUUACCAUUCAGAAAGCUUUACUUCAACAAGCUGGAGAAAUCAUAACCCAAAGUGCAGAUCCAAUAAUCCUUCAUCUGUGCCGUGAUGAAAACCCACAACAGCUCAGUGAUGCUUUCUGCAGGACCAUUUCCACAUGGCUACCAUCCAUCAGCUCUGUUCAUUUUACUACCAAACAGAAUCAGAGAGAAUCAUUUGAAGAAUGGGAAAAGAGAGUGGCGUUAUUUAAACUGAAUCUGUGUCUGCAAGCAGCUCUUCAUCAAAAAGAAAAUGUCCAGACAACAGUAAAGAUAGUUACCUCAUGUGGAUCUGAUGAGGAGUGUGAUUUCCUGCUGGAUCUGUACUCUCAUGUGAAGCAGUAUGAGACAGAAACAGGCAGGACUGUUCUUCCAGCAUUACUGCCAGUUUACCAGUCAGCUCCUGCAGAGUGGAUCAUAAACCUUUCAGAGAGAAAAGCCUCCCUCCUCCUAGAAGUGCUAAAACUCCAAGCAGAGAAAAAAACAGUGGAACUGAGAGGCUGGUCAGAUGAAGAGAGUGAAGUGAGGAGUUUCCUUCAGUGUCUGCCCUACAUCUUACAACUGAGAUUUGCAGGUACAAAAUAUAUGGAGUUUGUAGUCUGUCUCUUUCAUGAAGCAGCAGAGAGUGAGAGACAGACAGGAGAGAAGACACUGGAGUUGUUAACAUCACUGUGCAUUAACAGCUCUUUUCCAUAUGGAGAUACAAACUACAAACAGAGUGCUUUCCUGCUGGAUCUGUACUCACAUGUGAAACAGUAUGAGACUGAAACAGGCAGGAGUGUUCUUCCAGCAUUAGUGCCAGUUUACCAGUCAAUUCCUGCAGAGUGGAUCAUAAACCUCUCAGAGAGAAAAGCCUCCCUCCUCCUAGAAGUGCUGAAACUCCAAGCAGUGAAGAAACCAGUGAAGCUGAGCGGUUGGUCAGAUGAAGAAAGUGAAGUCAGGAGAUUCUUUCAGUGUCUGCCCUACAUAUCACAACUCAGAUUUGCAGGUACAAAACAUAUUGAGUUUUUGGUAAAUCUCUUCCAUCAAGCAGCAGAGAGUGAGAGACGGACUCGACUGAAGACACUGGAGCUGUUAAUGUCAGUGUGCACUUGCAGCUCUUUACCUCAUGGACAUACAGACAGCUACAUACAGAGUGCUUUCCUGCUGGAUCUGUACUCACACGUGAAGCAAUAUGAGACUGAAACAGGCAGGAAUGUUCUUCCAGCAAUACUGCCAGUUUACCAGUCAGUUCCUGCAGAAUGGAUUGUGAACCUUUCAGAGAGAAAAGCCUCCCUCCUCCUAGAAGUGCUAAAACUCCAAGCAUCGAAGAAACCAGUGAAGCUGAGCGGCUGGUCCGAUGAAGAGAGUGAAGUGAGGAGUUUCCUUCAGUGUCUGCCCUACAUCUCACAUCUCAGGUUUAAUCCAAGAUUUGUGGGUAAGCAACAUGUUAAGCUUAUGGUGAAUCUGUUCCAUCAAGCAGCAGAGUGUGAGAGACAGACUGGAGUGAAGACACUGGAGCUGCUAACAUCAGUGUGCACUUACAGCUGUUUCCCUUAUGGAGGUACAGACAACUACAGACAGAGUGCUUUCCUGCUGGAUCUGUACUCACAUGUGAAGCAGUAUGAGACUGAAACAGGCAGGACUGUUCUUCCAGCAUUAGUACCAGUUUACCAGUCAGCUCCUGCAGAGUGGAUCAUAAACCUCUCAGAGAGAAGAACCUCCCUCUUCUUAGAAGUGCUGAAACUCCAAACAGUGAAGAAACCAGUGGAGCUGUGUGGCUGGUCAGAUGAUGAGAGUGAAGAGAGGAGUUUACUUCAGUGUCUGCCCUACAUCUCACAACUCAGGUUUUCCCUCUAUCGUAAUAAUAAAAAGGUUACUAAGUGUCUGAUUAAUCUGAUCCAUCAAGCAGCAGAGAUUGAGAGACAGACAGGAGAGAAGACACUGGAGCUGUUAACAUCAGUGUGCACUUACUGCUCUUUCCCUCAUGGACAUACACACAGCUACAGACAGAGUGAUUUCCUGCUGGAUCUGUACUCACAUGUGAAGCACUAUGAGACUGAAAAAGGCAGGAGUGUUCUUCCAGCAUUACUGCCAGUUUACCAGUCAGUUCCUGCAGAGUGGAUCAUAAACCUCUCAGAGAGAAAAACCUCCCUCCUCCUAGAAGUGCUGAAACUCCAAACAGUGAAGAAACCAGUGGAGCUGAGAGGCUAUUCAGAUAAAGACAGUGAAGUGAGGAGUUUCCUUCUGUGUCUGCCCUACAUCUCACAACUCAGGUUUUCCCUCCAUGAUAAUCAUAAAGAUGUUACCAGGUUUUUGGUGAAUCUGUUCCAUGAAGCAGCAGAGAGUGAGAGACAGAAAGGAGAGAAGACAGUGGAGCUGUUAACCUCACUGUGCACCUACAGCUCUUUUGCUUAUGCAGACAGUUACAGACAGAGUAUUUUCCUGCUGGAUCUGUACUCACAUGUGAAGCAGUAUGAGACUGAAACAGGCAGGAGUGUUCUUCCAGCAUUAGUGCCAGUUUACCAGUCAGCUCCUGCAGAGUGGAUCAUAAACCUCUCAGAGAGAAAAGCCUCCCUCCUCCUAGAAGUGCUGACACUCCAAACAAAGAAACCAGUGGAGCUGAGAGGCUGCUCAGAUAAAGAGAGUGAAGUGAGAAGUUUCCUUCAGUGUCUGCCCUACAUCUCACAACUCAGGUUUUCCUUUUAUAAUAAUAAUGAAGAGAGUGCUGCAUUUCUGGUGAAUCUGUUCCAUGAAGCAGCAGAGAGUGAAAGAAAGACAGGAGAGAAGUCACUGGAUCUGUUAACGUCACUGUGCACUUACAACUCUUUCCCUUAUGGAUAUACAAACAACUGCAGACAGAGUGACUUUCUGCUGGAUCUGUACUCACAUAUGAAGCCUUGUAAAACAGGCACAUAUGAAACAGGCAAGAGUGUUCUUUCAGCAUUACUGCCAGUUUACCAGUCAGUUCCUGCAGAGUGGAUCAUAAACCUCUCAGAGAGGAAAGCCUCCCUCCUCCUAGAAGUGCUGAAACUCCAAACAGUGAAGAAACCGGUGGAGUUGUGGGGCUGGUCAGACCAAGAGAGUGAAGUGAGGAGUUUCCUUCGGUGUCUACCCUACAUCUCACAACUCAGGUUUUCCCUCCAUGAUAAUAAUACAAAGGUUACAAAGUUUGUGGUGAUUCUCUUCUGUCAAGCAGCAGAGAUUGAGAGACAGACAGGAGAGAAGACACUGGAGCUGUUAACAUCACUGUGCACCCACAGCUGUUUCCCUUAUAUGUAUACACACAGCUCCAUAAAGAGUGCUUUCUUGCUGGAUCUGUACUCGCAUGAGAAGCACUAUGAGACUGAAACAGGCAGGAAUAUUCUUCCAGCAUUACUGCCAGUUUACCAGUCAGUUCCUGCAGAGUGGAUCAUAAACCUCUCAGAGAGAAGAACCUCCCUCCUCCUAGAAGUGCUGAAACUCCAAACAGUGAAGAAACCAGUGGAGCUGAGAGGCUAUUCAGAUAAAGACAGUGAAGUGAGGAGUUUCCUUCUGUGUCUGCCCUACAUCUCACAACUCAGGUUUUCCCUCCAUGAUAAUAAUGAAGAUGUUAUCAGGUUUUUGGUGAAUCUGUUCCAUGAAGCAGCAAAGAGUGAGAGACAGACAGGAGCGAAGACAGUGGAGCUGUUAACCUCACUGUGCACCUACAGCUCUUUCCCUUGUGGAGACGCAGACAGCUACAGACAGAGUGUUUUCCUGCUGGAUCUGUACUCACAUGUGAAGCAGCAUGAGACUGAAACAGGCAGGAGUGUUCUUCCAGCAUUAGUGCCAGUUUACCAGUCAGCUCCUGCAGAGUGGAUCAUAAACCUCUCAGAGAGAAGAACCUCCCUCCUACCAGAAGUGCUGAAACUCCAAACAGUGAAGAAACCAGUGGAGCUGAGAAGCUUCUCAGAUAAAGACAGUGAAGUGAGGAGUUUCCUUCUGUGUCUGCCCUACAUCUCACAACUCAGGUUUUCCCUCAAUGGUAAUAAUAAAGAAGUUGCCAAGUUUCUGGUGAAUCUGAUUCAUCAAGCAGCAGAGAGUGAGAGACGGAUGCGACUGAAGACACUGGAGCUGUUAACAUCAGUGUGCACUUACAGCUCUUUCCCUAGACAUACACUCAGCUACAUACAGAGUGAUUUCCUGCUGGAUCUGUACUCGCAUGUGAAGCAGUAUGAGACUGAAACAGGCAGGAAUGUUCUUCCAGCAUUACUGCCAGUUUACCAGUCAGCUCCUGCAAUAUGGUUCCUAGACCUCUCAGAGAGAAAAGCCUCCCUCCUUCUAGAAGUACUGAAACUACAAACAGAGAAGAAACCAGUGGAGCUGUGGGGCUGGUCCGAUGAAGAGAGUGAAGUGAGGAGUUUCCUUCAAUGUCUGCCCUACAUCUCACAACUCAGAUAUGCAGAAUCCUUUAUCCCAUGUUUAAGUGAACUAGUUGUUAAGUAUACAGAAGAGACGGAAUUGUUGACUGCUUUACUUGCUGCUAUGGACUCUACCUUCAUAGUAAAUGGAGUUUUACUGAGUAAGAAGUGCAGAGCUGUGGGGAGAGCACUGGGGCUCUCACCCUCCCAACUCAACCUCACUCUAAAGCCCCGAGCCAUCUCUCUCAGAGGAGCCGUGCUUCUCUUCAGACACAUUACACACCUACAUAAACUCUGUCUGAAUGACAGUGUGGUAGGAAGAAUGGCCCAAGCAUUUCGAGCAGAAAGAGCUUGCGUUCCAUUGGUCAUCGAGGAGCUGUCUGUGGUUCUGACGAGAGUUUGGUCAACUCAGAAGCUCUCCAGGAUCCUGAGCAGCUUGGCUUCCCUCCUGAACAUCUGGACAGUUCAGUGUCUGAACCUCACUGAGUGUGAGAUGGAGGCUCAUUCUCUCAUUGGCCUCAUGUGUCAUCCUGGUUCUCUGACUAUCAGGUUGUCUAAAGAGACUCUCCAGCAGUUUGCUGUUUUGGUGUAUGAAGUAAAGGAUAGGACGCUAACCUGCUUCUUCCUAGAAAAGUUGAGAGGAGACCUGACUUCCUGUUCUCUCAGCUGGGAGGAGCUUAUUUAUUUUGUCCAACAAGGAGGUUGUUGUGUUACUGUGAAUGUCAUGAAGAGGAGUAUUACUUAUAAACAUGCCAGGGAGCUUCUGCCUUUCCUUGAUAAGGUUCAUUUCAAAAGGCUGCGCUCCAGCGUUGUGCUGUCCAUCAUCAGAGAGAUAUAUGAGACUGGCUCAGCUCACUGUGUGUCCAGCCUCUUGAGUUCAAUAAAGAAUUGUAUCAACCUGAACAGUAGAGAGCUGGACUCUUUCCACUGUGCUGCCCUGCGCUUCACCCUUCAGCGCUGCACAGCUGUCUCUCUCAGCCUGCUGUGGACCUCCAUACCAGAGAGGGAGUUGGAGAGCAUUCUGCCAGUGCUCAAUAGAGUUUCCCAUCUCAGUGUUGACAGGCUCCUGUUGCUGAAGCUGCUCCACUGCUGCAGCGUCUCUGAGCUCCAGAAGGAGGCAGCAACAACAGUGCUCUCUUCUCUGCAGAACAGACUGGACUUCUCGUGCCGGGCCUGUCUGGACCUAACUACACAAACAGAGAACACCACUCUACAUCUGACCACUGAGGACUGUAGAGUCAUCAGCACUGUCAUUCUGAAAGCCCCGAAGCACAUAGAGCUUAUUCUAGAGGACUGUGAGAUAGAGGAUGCUGGAGUGGAUGUCCUCUUCUCUGCCUUGUGCAUGGUCAGACUACGCUGCAGUAAAGCUCUGCUGCUUCAGUUCCUGGCUCUUGUCCAGGUGGGGACUGAGCGAAUGUUUCGCGCUGUAGCUCUCUCUCAGGCCCUGGAUGGAGAGGUGGAUCUCAGUGAGGCUCACCUGGACCUACAGGCCUGCAGAUCACUGGCGCUGUUUCUGGAAUACACUGAUGACUUGUCAGAACUGGACCUCAGCCACUGCCGGCUGACUAACCACUGCCUGGAACUGCUUCUCCCACACCUGCACAAAGUCAACAUGCUUGAUCUGAGUCACAAUGACAUCAGUGACAGUUUAGCAAGAAGAAUAUUUAGCAUCGUCUCCAGUAGCUGUAAUAUACAGAUAGUUCGGCUUUUCAACAUCAGAAUCACAGAUAAAAAGCCCUUUCUAAAAGAUAAACGCUUUGAGAUCUGGUGACCAUUGUCAACCAGUAUACUCUGCACAGAUCACAAGAGAUGCACUGACAGAUUUUCAAAUUUUUCCAUUUUAAGGACCUCAGGUAUUCCUCCUGAGGUGCAAAAGUUUUCACCCUUUCCUGAACCAAGACGUGCUUCACAUUCUUCCCCUACCUUUGCUCCUUCCUUCUUCACUUCCCUCCUUCACCAUCUUCCCUUCUGCUUGCUCCCUCCCCUGACCCCUAGUAUCUCUGCUUAAACCAUGUCAGACUAAGUGUUCAUUGGACUGAUAAAGACCAUGCUGUGCGUGAAUCCCAGCAUGUACUUGAAUAAAAUUCAGAAUCUGA
This is a messenger RNA of Colossoma macropomum (tambaqui), 8907 nucleotides long. RefSeq lists its product as uncharacterized. The record is from RefSeq and is a predicted model, not a curated record. The transcript is spliced from 23 exons. Gene Ontology annotation, molecular function: ATP hydrolysis activity. NCBI's taxonomy places the organism in Eukaryota, Metazoa, Chordata, Actinopteri, Characiformes, Serrasalmidae. Gene Ontology annotation, biological process: regulation of apoptotic process. The coding region runs from base 354 to 8582 and encodes 2742 amino acids.